UUCCAGGUAUACGUUUUCCUUAUUGGACAAACGUUCUCCUUGAAUUUGGCCCCUUCGCUACACCAUGUCAACUUCGGGAAGCGGUGGUGGUAACACCCCCGAUCUUUCGAAGGAAAACGUGGCAAGUAGCCCCAAUGCCAACCCCAAGAAGAAUGCUGACACCGAGUCAUCUGGUGGAAGCAAGAACAAUCGCCAAAGAAGACGCUCAAACACGAAAGGUGAUGGUUCAAACUCCAGAAAUGGCAGUAGAACAAAUAGUGUGAGCAACUCGAAGAAUCAAUCCAAUCGUAAGGACUGGACAGACAGAAAAAGCUUCAGUCAAGGUGGUAUCAACGUCAAGUCCAAAUCGCCUGGCGAUGAUCACAAAAGAACAAGAAGCUCCAAUUCUCAAUCUGCCAAGAGGAAUGCGCGCGACUCCACAAGAACUAUGUCACAAGCCAGCAAUGGAGAAGGACUCGAUUAUAGUGACGAAUACGAGCUUGAUGAGCCAUUCUCGGAUUCUGAUGAUGAGGAUUCACGACCAAAGAAGCCAGAAAAGAUGAGCUUGACUGUUGCUCGCGGACGCAUUCGCACUCUGUCUGGAACUGUUCCAGUUGUUGGAUAUUCUCCACGCUGGGGAGGUCCGACUAUGUGUGUAAGCUGUUUGGAAUUCUUCGACCUGCCUGAGCAAAUUUCUGGGUUUGCUGAUCAUCUUCUCAAGGAGCACAAAAUAGUUGUCUCUGAGAUGAAUUUGAUUGUUGACCCGAAACGUUACAUCGAACAUUGGCGUCAACGCUUCGCAAAAGAGAGCAUUGAUAAGAUCUUCCCAAGAAUUGAGCCAAGCGAAGGCGAUUCCUACUUCGGAGAGACCGACUACUACUAUCUGAUGUCGGAAAAUGUUGCUGAAGAUCGUUCACUCCGACAACGACUUGCUAUGCGCCGACUUGAAGAAGCAUUGCAAUGUCAACAACGUGAGCGUGAAGAUACUUCCUUCCAGCUCCAAUGUAUCUUCUGUCGCUACAAUGCUCGUGGAAAUCGCUCGAAAAUCAUCCAUCAUUUAUAUAUGAUUCACCAUCUCAACCUUGGAUCUCCUGACAACUUGGUAUUCGUUACCGAGUAUAUCGAGCAUUUGAAGGAGAAGCUUCACCGCAAUGAAUGUAUCUACUGCGAAAAAAUCUUCCCAGAUCGUAACACUCUCAUGGAUCAUAUGCGUAAGAGAAACCAUCGCGAGGUCAAUCCAAAGAAUCAUUACUACGACAAGUUUUACAUCAUCAACUACCUUGAACUCGGCAAACGAUGGCUCGACGUGCUCGCCGAGGACUUCGAAGAUACCAUGCCCACGUUCCAAGAUUCUGACGAAGAAGAGGAAGACAAUGAGUGGUGUGAAUGGCAGGAAGACAAUCUCGAUGCCGAUGAAACUCGCGUUGUCUGCCUUCUCUGUGAUGCUAGCGAAGACAACGCUCAAUCGCUCCUCGAACACAUGAAGACUACUCACGAAUUUGAUCUUUUGAAGAAUGUUAGCGAUGACAAGUUGAACAGUUACCAACGUCUUCGCUUGAUCAAUUACAUUCGUAAGCAGAACUAUCAUGCAGAUUGCUGGGUUUGUCAGAAGACUGAGUUCGAAAACCCUCUCGCUCUUCAAAAGCAUAUUCUCGAACAUAAGCCAUUGAGUCACCUUCCGGAUGCUUCAAUUUGGGAUACCGAGGAAAAUCUAGUUCCGAUCUUCGGAAAUGAUCACUUCCUGUGGAUGCUUGAAUCGAUCCUUGAAGAAAACGAAAUCACUUGCAGCAGCGACGAUGAAGGAGAGAGUGAGGAGCGUUUCUCUAAACUCGUCCUUGAGAGCAAAAGUAAUACUGUUGAAGGAGUUAUCGCCGAAGACCUUCCAGAGCUAUCUGAACUCAACGAGGAUGACCUCAACGCUCUCAUGUAAUUUGACAUAACUACCUCAUCUCAGCUCGCACGAACAAUUUCAAUUACCUAUUCGUUAUACAUAGUACAUUCGGAUAUCAAUCAAUAGUUCCCUAGUUUUGUUUGAUUAUCCUUCGUGUUUUGACAAUCUUUAUUAUAAUCUUUCUCUUUUCGGCUGUAAUUUUCAAAUGAUUCCAGUAGUGGUCCUUUGACUGCUUCAUCUUUUCUAUUAAUCAACCUAUCAAUCAUUAGAUUGUUGUUGUUUUCCGUUUUCCUCGCCAUGUUUCCUAGUGUAUGCUGGGAAAUAUUGCACGUUGUUUUUUGUACUCUUGUUUCAAAGUAAGUUUCCCCUUCCAACUUUCUCUCAUCUCCUUUCAUGCUUUUUUUAAUGAGAAUCUGGAACAGUUGGAUCAAGUACAUUCACUACGCCCCCUUCCCAACUUUAACAUAUCCCCUUUAAAUGACCCCUUUUCACGAUGAUCCACUGUUCCCAUGUAUGUUUCUGACAGCCCGGUACAAAUCGGUCAGUUUAGUUCGUACGUU
This is a messenger RNA of Caenorhabditis elegans, 2430 nucleotides long. RefSeq names its product Zinc finger protein ztf-7 (gene ztf-7). The record is from RefSeq and is marked reviewed. Gene Ontology annotation, cellular component: cytoplasm. Lineage: Eukaryota; Metazoa; Nematoda; Chromadorea; Rhabditida; Rhabditidae. The coding region runs from base 65 to 1909 and encodes 614 amino acids. The transcript has 7 exons.